AUGUCCGCUGAUAUACAGAUAAUCAGCGUGAUUGGCGCCAAUGGCCAACCGCUGCCCAUACAUGGGAACAGCAUCGGCUCGAAUUGGAGCGCACCUGUUAAGCAGGAACGCGCCGACGAGGCUGAGAUCCAGGAGUUAGCGGCCAAGAUGAUGGAAACACAAAAGGCCGCAUUGGCUAAGCAACAACAACAGGCUGCCCAGCUGGCUACGCGUCAACAAGUGGGCGGCAUGCAAGCCGGUGUAGGCAACAACAAUAAUAAUGGUCAGGCGAACAUACUGAACUAUUUGACACGCCAACAGAAGCUGCCGAAUGGCACCAGUGCAACUGCCGCCAAUGGCAAUGGACGAAACGGUGCACAGCAAAAUGGCAAUGGCAGUAGUGGCGAUGCCACCGGCGAGAAGAAAGCGCCAUGCGAUGAGGAGUCACAGAAGGGACAUUUUGGUUGGACCACAUUUGGUAAAACUUACAUUCCGUACAUCUAUCGGCAGCAGGAGAAAUAUUGUUCGGUACGAAUGAUUGAAAUGAAGCUAUUGGGCAAAUAUCUCAAUUGCUUACACCCGGACAUUUACUCCAGUUGCACCUGCGUGCGUAGCUACUAUAUAACGGAGGCAGAGGCGCGACUUCUAAUUGAAAUUAAUAUAAAACACUGUGAUGGUGAAUUUGGACGCGACAUUUUCACGCAAAAAGAUUUGGUGGUGCGCCUUUCGGAUGCAACCAAAUUCUAUCAGUUCCUAGACAUUUGUUACCGCAAGCUCAUCUCUGGCAGCAAGUCACCCUCGGAGAAAUGCGGCUUUAUACGCAUCAAUAAGGAGUCUGUCGUGCCGUAUACGGUGCGCAACAACGAGCAAGUGGUGCCGCUCUUCUAUUUCGAAGGCGAAACUGAGAAUCUCAAACAGAAAGCCGACUAUCUCUCUGGUUGGGAUCUGGCCUACUUGAAGUUCUGCUGCAAAGUGCAGGGCAUACGCAAUGAAUUAUUCUCCAGCGAAAAUGUGGCAGUCAUUUCAUUGACAGACAUUAAAAGCUAUUUCCCUAAUGGUACCGAAUUCGAAGACUAUUGGCCCAGCAAAGUUGUCGACUCAAAUCUGCUCAUUGGCAAUCGUACAAAUGCUAAUAAUUCGGUAAAUUGGACGCGCCAACCCACGCAACCACCGCCAAAAGUGAUGCCACAAUCAAGUAUGUUGCAAAAACAAACGGCCGCUGCAGCGGCUGCGGCACAACAGCAACAGAUGAUGAAACGUGGCGCCAACGCCUACGCCACACAAUCAUCGGCAGCAGCGGCGGCGGCAGCUGCAGCAGCAGCUAUGCAACAACAACAGCCCGGCCAACGGAUGCACCCAUCCAAUGCUGCAUUAGCGACUGUGCAGGCUUUGACAAAUACGUGGAUGCAGCAGCAGCCUCUUAUUCAUGCACAAAUGUUGGCUUCGCAGGCGCAACAGUCACAUCCCAAUUCACGUGCCCCACAAUAUCAACGCAGUCCAAUGGAGAAUAUCCUGCUCGGCAAUCGGCCGACCUAUGCUGCCUACAAUAAUCCAGCGAUUUCGAUGCAACCCGUGAAUAGUCACAAUCAAGCGAAUGCGCCGCCGCCAUUGGUGCGUUCUGGCGCUGGCCAAAGCGCCAACCAUAUGUCAAAUGUCGAGCAAACUAUGCUGCAACAACAAACACAACAGCAACAACGACACACCUCUUCCUCCUCGUCCCGUUCCCCAUCUGCUUCUUCCCAUGCGUCUGCAUCUCAUACCCCCAGCAGCCAGUCCCUACCCCUUUCCCAUGUUCACGCUGCCCCUGGCGCGCCCAGUGCCUCUGCCAGUCCAUACAAUUUCAAUUUCCCCUCUACUGCCGCCGAUAUGGCCUUCUGGAAUCAAUUGACGCCCGCCCAACGCCUGCUGCUUACCCAGCAAAUCAAAAGCAAUGGCACUGUCUCAGGAGCUGUUGCUGCUACCAGCACAGAGCGUUCGAACAGCCUCAGUACCGUUGGCAGUCUUGGUGCCAGCAAAGCUCCAGGUUUUCCUAUUUUCCCAUCGCUGCCUUUAGACACUGAUCUGAAGACUAUGCUGGACUAUAAUCCCCACAAGCAUAGCAACAAGAACAGUACGUCUACAUGCACCACCAAUAAUGGACAGUUCACUAAGCCUUCGGUACCGCCACUAAUUCCAGUGAGUAGCUCCGCGGAAGCGCCUAGUAAGCGCAGUUCGACUAGCACGACUAGCUCGUCGCGGCAUACAAGCUCUUCCUCAUUAACCUCCUCAUCAGGUUGUGCCACAGUGCCGUUGAAUUCAACAGCGUCACUGGAAGAUUUCGAAAAGAAGUUCAAAAUGACUGAUGAAAUGAAAGCGGUGGUGCAGAAAGUACUAUCCAAUCCGGAUCUAUCCACAUUCAUUCAGACGAAUUCGUCUCAAAAUUUUGUUCCUUUUAUGUCGCCACCCAUUUCGCCCGCGCCCUCACUGUCCAUUGUGCCUAAUCCGAAUGUGACCAUUACGCCCCACAUUCCCUCACAGUAUUCGCAUUCGUCACACUCAUCUGCUAGUGGUGGCAGCAGUAGUGGACGUCAGAAAAGCGUCAUUUGCUCCACCAGCGCAGCGCUGAACGUGCCUCCCUCACCCUCCACCUCGAAUUCUACCUCAACCCCCUCUCCAUCGCCUACGCGAUCGCACGGCUCGUCCGCCUCGAGUACUGGCGGCACGGGCAAGAGUGGCAGCCACUACUCCUCGCAACACUAUAACAGCCACCAAAACCACCACUCCUCCCACCAUCACCACCACCACAGUCAAAACCAUAGCCACCACCAACAAAACCAUCAUCAGAAUACCCCUCCAAUGGAAGUAAUCGAUUUGUCUUCCCCCCGAAGGUCGGUGCAAGCUGCCUCCGCCUACUUGCAACAGCAGCAGGAAGCACACCAAGCUGCCGUCGCAGUAGCACAACAACAACAACGCAUGGCGGCCGCUGCUCAACAUCAUGCACAGCAAAAUGGCCGCGCCAGUAGUAGCUCCUCGGCGAAUGCCAACUCCGCCAGCAUGCACCUGCAGCGUCAUGCGGCGAUGGCCGCAGCUGCUGCCGCGAAUAAUGCGCAACGGCUAUCAAUCAUACCGGAGAUGCAACAGUACGAGCGCGCGGCGAACAACAUGGGAAACCAGCCGUACAAGGUGCAGAAGGUAUAUGUGGACAACCGCCUGGUGCCGUGCAUCAACAUGAAGGCGUACAAUGACUCCGAUCAACUGAUGACACUCACCGAUUUCCAGAAGAAUUUCUUUCCGCAUGAGUCGUUGGAGAACUGCAAGGUGCUGAUCGAGACGUUGGGUGUAGAGCUGUACAAGGGUAAUCGGCGGCAACUGCAGGUUCUGAUGGAAAACGAUCGCUCCCACAAUGAGAAUAUACCGUUAGUGCAGGUUCGCGAUGUCAUGAAGUACAUGAAGCAGCUGUUGUUUAUGACUCGAAACCAGGAACAGCCGCCUUCAAAGCGCACACGUAUAAGCUAGGAAAUGGGUUGGGGAG
Rhagoletis zephyria (snowberry fruit fly) is the source of this 3490-nucleotide messenger RNA. RefSeq names its product serine-rich adhesin for platelets. Gene Ontology annotation, cellular component: cullin-RING ubiquitin ligase complex; nucleus. Gene Ontology annotation, molecular function: ubiquitin protein ligase binding; ubiquitin-like ligase-substrate adaptor activity. The record is from RefSeq and is a predicted model, not a curated record. NCBI's taxonomy places the organism in Eukaryota, Metazoa, Arthropoda, Insecta, Diptera, Tephritidae. Gene Ontology annotation, biological process: positive regulation of proteasomal ubiquitin-dependent protein catabolic process; protein ubiquitination.